Molecule: messenger RNA, 1623 nt
Organism: Mesoplodon densirostris (Blainville's beaked whale)
Lineage: Eukaryota; Metazoa; Chordata; Mammalia; Artiodactyla; Ziphiidae
Gene: ASIC4
Product: acid sensing ion channel subunit family member 4
Exons: 10
Coding region: 16-1623 (535 amino acids)
Biological process (GO): sodium ion transmembrane transport
Cellular component (GO): membrane
Molecular function (GO): ligand-gated sodium channel activity
Source: RefSeq, a predicted model, not a curated record
AGCAGCUGGGCACAGAUGCCGAUCGAGAUUGUGUGCAAAAUCAAAUUUGCAGAGGAGGAUGCGAAACCCAAGGAGAAGGAGGCAGGGGAUGAGCAGAGCCUCCUGGGGGCCGCGCGGGGGGCAGCAGCCCCCCGGGACCUGGCCACCUUUGCCAGCACCAGCACUCUGCACGGGCUGGGCCGGGCCUGUGGCCCAGGCCCCCAUGGACUGCGCAGAACCCUGUGGGCACUGGCCCUACUCACCUCGCUGGCUGCCUUCCUGUACCAGGCGGCCGGCCUGGCCCGGGGCUACCUGACCCGGCCUCACCUGGUGGUACUGGACCCGGCUGCCCCAGCCCCAGUGGCGGGCUUCCCGGCCGUCACCCUCUGCAACAUCAACCGUUUCCGGCAUUCGGCACUCAGCGACGCGGACAUCUUCCACCUGGCCAAUCUGACGGGGCUGCCCCCCAAAGACCGGGACGGGCACCGUGCCGCUGGCCUGCGCUACCCAGAGCCCGACAUGGUAGACAUCCUCAACCGCACUGGCCACCAGCUCGCGGAUAUGCUCAAGAGCUGCAACUUCAGCGGGCACCACUGCUCCGCCAGCAACUUCUCGGUGGUCUAUACUCGCUAUGGGAAGUGUUAUACCUUCAACGCGGAUGCACAGAGCUCACUGGCCAGCCGGGUGGGGGGCAUGGGCAGUGGCCUGGAGAUCAUGCUGGACAUCCAGCAGGAGGAGUACCUGCCCAUCUGGAGAGAGACAAACGAGACAUCGUUUGAGGCAGGCAUCCGAGUGCAAAUCCACAGCCAGGAGGAGCCACCCUACAUCCACCAGCUGGGCUUCGGCGUUUCCCCAGGCUUCCAGACCUUUGUGUCCUGCCAGGAGCAGCGGCUGACCUAUCUGCCCCAGCCCUGGGGCAACUGCCGAGCGGAGAGUGGGCUCAGGGAGCCUGAGCUUCAAGGCUACUCGGCCUACAGUGUGUCUGCCUGCCGGCUGCGCUGUGAAAAGGAGGCCGUGCUUCAGCGCUGCCACUGCCGGAUGGUGCACAUGCCAGGCAAUGAGACCAUCUGCCCGCCCAAUAUCUACAUCGAGUGUGCUGACCACACCCUGGAUUCCCUGGGUGGGGGCUCCGAAGGCCCGUGUUUCUGCCCUACCCCCUGCAACCUGACCCGCUAUGGGAAAGAAAUCUCCAUGGUCAGGAUCCCCAACAGGGGCUCAGCCCGGUACCUGGCAAGAAAAUACAACCGCAACGAGACCUACAUACGGGAGAACUUCCUGGUCCUAGAUGUCUUUUUUGAAGCCCUGACAUCCGAGGCCAUGGAGCAACGAGCAGCCUACGGCCUGUCAGCCCUGCUGGGGGACCUCGGGGGACAGAUGGGCUUAUUCAUCGGAGCCAGUGUCCUCACGCUGCUGGAGAUCCUAGACUACAUCUACGAGGUGUCCUGGGACCGACUGAGGCGGGUGUGGCGUCGUCCCAAGACCCCCCUCCGGACGGCCACUGGGGGCAUCUCCACUUUGGGGCUUCAGGAACUGAAGGAGCAGAGUCCCUGCCCAAGCCAGGGCCACGCUGAAGGCGGAGGCACCGGCGGCCUGCUCCCAAACCACCACCCCCGGGGAGGCCUCUUUGAAGACUUCGCUUGCUAG